Dreissena polymorpha is the source of this 981-nucleotide messenger RNA. Its product is annotated as GTPase IMAP family member 8-like. The transcript has 6 exons. Gene Ontology annotation, molecular function: GTP binding. NCBI's taxonomy places the organism in Eukaryota, Metazoa, Mollusca, Bivalvia, Myida, Dreissenidae. The coding region runs from base 1 to 981 and encodes 326 amino acids. The record is from RefSeq and is a predicted model, not a curated record.
AUGGUGUGCGAAGAAUGUGGGGCCAACCUUGCAGACACGGCAAAGUUCUGCCCGCAAUGUGGUACAAAGGUGAAAGACGAGCCAAACCUGCCCAAAGAAAUGGAAUGCAAAGAUGAUCUACGAAUACUUCUUGUUGGACAUACUGGCCAUGGCAAAAGUGCAACUGGGAACUCGCUUCUUGGAGUCACAAGAAAAGAAGGAUUUCAUGACGAAAUGAGCCAAGUAUCUGUUACAGAGAACUACAAGAGACUGGUACAACAAAGAUUUGGAAGGAAAGUAGAAGUUGUGGAUACCCCUGGAAUUUUUGACAGCUCCAUGAAUGACGAGUCAGUGAUUAAACAAAUUGCCCAAUGUGUAGGUUUGACAUUGCCAGGCUUCAAUGCUAUCUGCUUAGUUCUGCAACCAGGAAGGUUUUCAAUGGAAAUGGUCAAAACUGUGGACAUUUUCUUAAAAUUUUUUGGAAAAGGCGUUGAUGAAUAUGCAUUCCUAAUUUUGACUCACAUGGCCUCUGAAGAAGAUAUGAUAGAAUACAUAAAUGCAGGGGACAAAAAGCCUGGUGACAAGGGACACAAGUCAUUUAUUAAGCUCAGACAACGCUGUAAGGAUAAAAUAUUGUUCAUUGACAAUAAGGCCAAGAAAUAUCCUAAAGAAGAAAUGGUAUGGAAGAUUCUAGCAGCAGUGGAUAAAGCCAAUGCCAAAGCACCAAAACCAUACUUCCAAAACAAACUUACAAAAGAGAUACAGCAAAGAGCUACAGAUUUUUAUCUGAGUCAGGUCUGUGGCAAUGGAUCUGAGCGAGCCAAAGAAGAUCUAAGAAUUCUUCUCCUUGGACUUCCUGGCCAUGGAAAAAGUGCAACUGGGAACUCACUCCUGGGAGAAACCCUUUUUCCUGAAAAGGCAGAAAAUGUAGCAGAAGAGAAAGCAAUGGUGAACAAACUUGAAAAGCUGAACCAUGGCUACCAAUCGACAACCAAACACUGA